CACAAAGUUAACAAAAACAUGGACGUUGCAGAGUGAAUCAAACAAAUGGAGGCUGUUAAACCCAGAAAGAAGCACAGAAAGAAGAAUAAAACUCCUGCUACAGAGUCUGUAAAAACCGAGGAGGAUAGCAUAAACGUUCAAGGGACUGCUUUAGAGAGUGAGGCAAGAGAAGAACAGGUUGAUGAAGAACAAGACGUUGCUGCUUCAAAUGCAGCGGAAAAACAGGAAGAAGAUAAUAAGAAUGUGGACGUAACUGAAGUAAAGGAAUCUGGACCAGACUCUGCAGACGCCAAUGAGAGAACAGUAAUAGAUAAAGAGAUCUCAAAAGAACAAUGCAUUGAAUCUAAGGAUAUUGAAAUAACUAGUAAUACUGAAGGAAAUGAAUUAACUACACAAACAAAAGAUAUUACUUCUGAAUUUCAAAGUUCUACAACAGAUAUUAAUAAUUUGAAUGAAGAAUUGCCAAGCAAUGAGACAAAAAAUACUGAACUGGGUAAUGAAUGGGAAGUACUACCUGCUACUGUAAGACAGGAUGGGAAUGAAGAAAUAGAAAGCAAUGAAAUUGCAGUUCCAAAAACUGAGGAUAAGGCUGAGUCAAAAAAUGUAGAAGAUAUUUGCAAAGAAGAAUUUGUAGCAGCAGAAGGACCAACUCCUAAAGAAAGGAUAAGAGUUGAAAAUAAGACUGUAGAUGCAGUGAAAAAUUUGGAAAAAGAAAAAGAACAGGAAAAAAGAGAACAAGAGAGAAUUAGAGAAACGAAGAGUAUUUAUCCAAAGCUAGAAUCGGCUUCUUCCAAAGAAAAAUUUAAGGAAUCUAUCAAAGAAAGAAUUUUGCUUGAGCCAUUUACAGAAGAUGAACUCAAGAUUUUCUAUUUCAAUCCAUUGUUGGAGCAGCUACAUGGUUUUACUGACCGAUUCCUUGUCAUAGCAAAGCAAGAUAAACAUGAAUUCUAUGAGUUAGUAAACACGUACUACAGGAGUAGAAAUGCUGUUUCAUUAGCAGUGGAAGAGUUUAAGAUAGUAGAGAAGGAGUGUGAUGGCAAGAAAGAACAUCUAUGGAUUAGUAAAGAUUUAACUGUCUCUGCACAAGGUAAAUGCCGAGAUAAUGUUACUGUGACAUGUACAGAGCAUUACCAACAGGUUGAAGUGAAUAGUGGUGUGCUGUCUGAAAUGACCAACCUACUUAAAACAUUACAAAAGGCACUUCACGAGACUCUCUGUCUCCAGAUGUACACUUGUCAAACAGCGCGCCUAAGAGUCAACAUGUACAUCUAUGAGAUGAUCAGUAAUUCACACAUCCUGAGUAAAGUAUUCUCUGAGGCUCAUGUUGGAGGUCAAUCACCACAAGAGAUCACUUCAGAGUUCCAGGCAGAUGUGCAGCGCCUGAGGGACUGUAUUAGUGUACUGUUUAUGUUCGUCAGGCAGCCAUUGCAGGACCAGGAAUUUGCUGAUAAUCUAUAUUCAUGGAUGGAACACUUGGUCUCAAUACUACUGAGAGUGGCUUCCCUCGCAGACCUGGUCUUUCUUGUCAAUCAUGUUAUGCGCUGCCCACCAGGGUUCGCCCGUAAGGUGGCUAGUUUUAUACAGUUCCCAGUACCUCGUUACCAUGGUGACACAAAUGUUGUUGGUGAACAAUACUUCUGGGAUAACCCUCUUGUUCAUCACUUUGUUGCAAUGUUAGCAGCGAUACUUCUGCCAGUCAGGGGUCGCGAAGAAUUCCUUCAGAGAAUGAUGACCAGAAGUAAUGGAACAAUGAGAAGUAUUAGCUGGACCCUGAUAGACGAGGAUGGUGAAGAGGAUGAGAAUCCAGAGAACAGUUGGAUGUUAUUCCAGGAAGGCGACCUCGUUGAAGUUUUUGGACAGUUUCCUUUUGAUUCUUUCUUUAAACAUUUGUUUAAAAUGGAUCCUUAUUUGGAUGGGGAGUACGUGUCAGAAGGGUCAUACUGCAUAGAGAAGACUUCAAGUCGUGAUAUUAUGAGGAUGUUAGCGUUUGCGUCCUGCAUUGUGAAUAUCAUGGGAGCUACUUUUGGUACCUACCAAAAUGUACGAUAUAGAGGAUUUGUCAAAAGGGUUGGCAGGACUAUCAGACAAAUUGUUCAGUAUGUGCUAGAUCACUGGUCCAACUAUCGUAGCUGGAGGGUUGACAUGCACCAGGAUACCUAUACUACUAUCCCUGAUAUGUACUCACUGGAAGAACAGUUCUCACUGCAGAGACUGCAAACUGAAGUGGAUCAGUUUUUCAUGAAGGCAACACAACAGAUCAUAUGUGCACACAAUCUUGGAGCUUGGCAGUUCCUUGCUGGUAUGCCCUUCAAAAGUGUGUCAUCGCCAACACUUUGGUCAUUAUUCUGGGCACUGCACACGGAUCUGAAGCAAAUGAUACCAGUACUGGCAAGGAAUGGUCCACAAGACACAGGAGAGUAUGAUUGGCGAACAAGAUUACAAGAAUUGCGUAGUGAGUUUACAGAUCAACUAUCUCACAUGUCACAGUCAGAGGCAGUUUUUCUAUUGACGACAUUUACUAACAUGGCAACAUCCAGGGAAUCUCACGAGAAGGACUUUAUUGAGGCUGUUACACUAGAAGUCUUUGAGGUCUCUUUUAUCUCAGAUCAAACCCGAGAAUUUUGUUCCAAAACAGGGCGAGACCUGCUGGGAACUAUAGCUGGUUUUCAUCCAUUUAUUUUCACUGUGCUCCUACAGAGAGUUGGAGAAUCCAUAGAAACAAUUGGCAAG
Molecule: messenger RNA, 2730 nt
Organism: Actinia tenebrosa (Australian red waratah sea anemone)
Lineage: Eukaryota; Metazoa; Cnidaria; Anthozoa; Actiniaria; Actiniidae
Product: ectopic P granules protein 5 homolog
Biological process (GO): autophagosome maturation
Cellular component (GO): cytoplasm
Source: RefSeq, a predicted model, not a curated record